AUGUCUACUCUCAGUAUUAUAGGUUCAAGCUCACUUAUUGCUUAUACUAUAAUCCAGAAUAUACAGAAGUCUCUAGAGAUGAGGUCACUCUUUUAUUUGAGCUUCUCAGACCUCCUCCUGGGAAUAUACAGACUUAUUGAGGCGCUUCUCUAUGGAAGCUCGGCAGCCAAUAAAGACAUUGUCUGCUAUAACCUGCAAGCAGUCGGACAGGUAUUCUACAUGUCAUCAUUUUUCUACACCGCCAAUUAUAUCUGGUACCUGUGCAAAGAAAUGAGGAUGAAACAUAAACAGAGCAGACAAAGCAGAACUCCACCAGUUAUAGAUGAUACUUAUAAAAUUGGUCAAAUAGCCUUAAUUUUUUCCAGCCUGAUACCUCUACUGUUGAUGACACCUGUAUUCUGUCUGGGCAAUGUGAGUGAAUGUUUCUACAACUUCAGUCAGAACUACAGGUGUAUCCUGGUGCACUCGCCACCACCAUUAGCCAUGAGUGAACUACUGCUGUCGGCCAACUCAUCAGUCUGUAGCAUACUGCAUUUUUAUAGAGUGUCCAUUUUCAUGGCCAGUUUUCUACUAAGCCUCAUUUUAAUUGUGGUCUUACUCGUCCAAGCCCAGACACUACGUCAGGAGUGGGUGAGAUCAGCCGGCUUUCUGGGGAAUGAACAGUCAGCAGUGAUUCACAUCGUGAAGCAGCGAGUGUGUCUCUAUCCAGUGGCUUUCUUUUGCUGCUGGGUCCCAGCUGUCAUCCUAAUGAUUAUAGAGCUGACUGAGCCUCGGAACACCAAGCUUCACUUGGCCCUCUGUGUUCUCCAGGCUCUCUCAACAUCAUCCCAGGGCCUGCUCAACUGUGCAGUAUUUGUCUGGACACAGUACAAGUUCUACCAACUAAAGCAAGAGACUCAGCGCGAUGCAGACACCCAGACACCAUUAUUGUCCUCCCAGAAGAGAUUCUAUAACAGAGGACUAGAACCCUUGGAGUCUGCUCUUGCUUUUCCGACAGAUACCUCCACUAUUCUUUGA
This is a messenger RNA of Sorex fumeus (smoky shrew), 1017 nucleotides long. RefSeq names its product transmembrane protein 116 (gene TMEM116). Gene Ontology annotation, molecular function: G protein-coupled receptor activity. The record is from RefSeq and is a predicted model, not a curated record. Gene Ontology annotation, biological process: adenylate cyclase-activating G protein-coupled receptor signaling pathway. The transcript is spliced from 10 exons. Bases 1 to 1017 code for a protein of 338 amino acids. Gene Ontology annotation, cellular component: plasma membrane. NCBI's taxonomy places the organism in Eukaryota, Metazoa, Chordata, Mammalia, Eulipotyphla, Soricidae.